Molecule: messenger RNA, 6744 nt
Organism: Halichondria panicea
Lineage: Eukaryota; Metazoa; Porifera; Demospongiae; Suberitida; Halichondriidae
Exons: 22
Coding region: 207-6635 (2142 amino acids)
Source: RefSeq, a predicted model, not a curated record
GAAAAACACGAGCAUGCGCAUAAACACAACUUCCAUGAGUGUAGCUAGCAACAAUUUUCUCGAUGUAAAUAGAUAGAAAAGGAAGUGAGCAGACAAUUCAUUGAAAGAAUCCUGGACAUCAUCAAAUAGAUUGGAUUUCCAUUGAAGUUUAACUUACCUUCUGUAGGGAUAAAUGGAUGUCGUAGCCAUGUCAUGUCUGUAGUGAAAUGGCCAGUUGUGUUGAACUUAUAAAACUGCCCGUGUACAGUAUUGGAAACGAAGUGAACCCGAUUAACUCUCAUACUAUAGAAUUCAUUGGUAAUUGUACAGAGAGUGUUGCUGUGUUUGCGAACGUCCAAGUGAAUAGUAGUCAAGUUGUCAAAGAUUCUACUGACUUUUUAAUGGCCAGCAGAAAAAACGGAGUGAUUAAGCGGCACCAUAACCGGGCCAUUGAUUUAGCUCUGAAAUAUCGUAGAAGGCGUUCUACUAUCGAAGACAAGCGAAAACUGAAUGGUGAAGUAGUGCCUAUACAAAAGGUGCAACAAAACAUUUGUAGAGUCGAAACAAUACCAGGCACUAGUCUUAAAAUAUGCAGCUGUGGUACAGUUUCAGAAACUGCAAAAUCGAAAAAGUGCCAAAACUGCCACAAGUUCUUUUACGAUCAUUGGGCGCAGCGUUGUCGAAUACCUCCGUGCCCGAAGUGUCACUUCUGUCGUAAAGCAAAAAGUCGUGAGAAGCCUCCAUAUAAGUGUGACCGCUGUGGAUUUGAAAUCAAUGCUGAACUGGUAGUAUCAGAGCAGCCCUCCCAAUUCAACGAACCUGAUACUGAAGAGAAUAUCCAUCCUGACAAUCUCAGCUCCCCGAAGCCUGAGCUCUUACCCACUGUGCUCAAUAUUCUCAAGAUUUGUGGCAAUAAAUCUUUUGAAGAAACUGAGGAAAAGAGUGACUCUCUUGACCCUGUUGAGGAUUGUGCUACAUGUAGCUCAUCAUUGAUUGAACCGAACACUGAAUUAAUUGAAGAAACAAUUGAGGAAUCCAAUGAUUUUACCAUACCUUUUUCGUUACGUCUUAGUGAAGGGGAAGAAAACUUGUUGUGCGAAGACGCUGCUGAACCCUCAACACCACCCAUGAAUUCAACUGCUGGUAGUUUUUUUGAAGAUGAUUUUAUCACAACUCAAUCAUCAAUGUCGAUCUCACCUGUGACAGUGCCUACUUGCAUCAGUCAAACACCUUCCAACCAAGCCGUGGCGCUGAAUUUGCCCCCUUUGCCACUCUCACCUUCUUCGAGCUCUGGAAUGGUCUCUCCUUGCUUUUCAUCAGCCUCUACUGUCUUUUUGGAUCAUGGACAACUAGGCACUGAUAAAACGUCUUCUAGUUAUGAUUCCAAACUCUCUUCAAAUUCUAAAGCCUCAUCUGAUAUCACGCAAAUUGCAAUAGCUGCUAAUUCAUCUAAUGGUCCCUCUUUGCUUGUCCCGAGCUCUGUUACUACUGAAGUGAGUACUGCACAAGAAACUGUGCCACUACCAGUCACUGUCAAGAAUUGGUCAAAUACACAACAUCUCGAUUUGCUACUUUCACAGAAUGAACAACUUAUGGACUUUCAGAAUGAAGGCACUCCAUCUUUAUGUAAUGGAGACCUUCGGUCUGUACAAGGUAUGGACACUCUGCAUUUAUUGGAUGAAGGAAGGCCUAUAACGAAUGAAUACCAUCCUUGUGUAUUGGAUGGAGAUGAAUCAUUUGCUCUGAGUAAAGAUGAAAUUCCUCUGCCAAUUAAGGACUCUUUGCUGAAUGAAUGCUCUGUACUGAAAGCAAAUCAAGACCCUGUAAAAGGUACAAAUGAAGAUGAAGAAAUAACAAAUGAGAGCACUAUACUGAAUGAAGAACAUCAAAACUCUAUCGCAUAUAACGAGACUGCACCAAGUAAGAACCUUGUACCAAUUGAAGAUUCCGAAAGGAAUCAAGACGCCUUACCAAUCUUAUCGAGCGAAGAACCGGUUAAAAUAUCGUUAAGUCAAAAUCCUUGCGAUGACUCUCCUUUGCCACCGUCCAGUGAAGACUGCUUGGAAGAACAAAAGAAUGAUCUUUCACUACCUUCACCAAGUGUAAUUACUUCUGCCAUAAGCUCUACGUACCCACCCACUCAGAAUCUCUCCCCUUCCCCAAUAUCUAGUGAGGACUCGCAAAGUUUCACUUGUAAGGACGAAAAAUUCUUGUUGCCCACUGUUGAAGUUGAGUCAACUGUCUCCACUUCGAUGCCUCAUAUGUCCACCGGGAUUAAAUGUACUCCUCCCAACCCAGUGCCAACGAUUAAAAGUGUGUAUGUGCCUUCACUUCACAAAAUCAGGGAACUAGUAGGACUGACUUUGAAGCGAACACCCAUAGAACAGUACCAACAAAUACAGCGAAAGAUCCUAGCUAAUCAAAUCCAAGCUCAGAUUGAAAUACAACGCAGCAUUCUGAAAAGUCAAACUGGUUCAGAUAAUUCGGAACCCACUAGUAUUUUGGGGAAAAACACGUCAACUUUGGAAGACGGAAAACCAGCUGCUAAGAGGCGUAAGAAUGUUUUCUCUGACAUUGUUGCUGAUGUGAUUCAAAGCAUUAAGGAACUUAACAAAUCUAAAGCGAACGAACCUAGCAUUAUUCAACCUGCACCGAGUUCGUUCUCACCAAGUGUUAGCACAGCAAUAACAACGCCAAUCAAUAGCAAAACUGUGGAUUCCCUUACGCAAAGUUCGUCUUUUGCUAAGUUAUCAUUGUAUUCCCCAUUGAUCCAAGGUCCUAUAGCUGCUGAAGGUUCAUCACGAGAUGGGGUUCCGUCUGAAAUCAAAGACAACAUUCCUUUAAGACUUUCGAAUUCAUUCAGAAAGAUUGAAACAACUGGUAACGAUAAAAUUCGAGUAUCACUCCUUAAAGAUAAUACAUCGUCAGCGCAAAUUGAUGGUUUGUCAUCGAACAAUGAUCAAGUUAUUUUACCUUCACCAAACUUUUGCGUUGUAAAUGCUAAAAUUUCGCGUAAAUCUGAGCCUAGUACAAUACCGCUAGCUGGUGACUUGAAUACUAGAGAAGUUGAGAAUGUUACUAGAGAAGUCGAUCAUGUUACUAGAGAAGUCGAUCAUGUUACUAGAGAAGUCGAUCCUAUUGCUGGUAAUUACGUACCUUCAUUGACUUCUAUAAAAGAGGAACCGACUGAUCAUGUAACUCAAGACUUAAAUGCUGAACAGGCUAUGAUUAAUGACCCUCUAGUAGAUGUACCCACGAUAACUGCCACUAAUCCAAUACUCCCUGAAAACAACUUCACGGCACAUGUACCUCCGCUAUUGAAACUACCACUAAUCGAUUCCAGCACUCUUAACACACAUCCUGAUGAUAGCUGUAAUGAUGCUAUUCUUCAGAAUACGAUUCCUGCUCUGCCUGUUGUCCCAUCAGAGCUUGCUCUGCCUCUCCAGGACGCUGUUACUGGCCAAUCCUCUGCAUGCAUUCUUUCUCUACAUAAGCAGCCAUCCUCCUCAGCUAACAUUCUGCCUGACGUACCAGGAAACCCCAGCCAAGUGAGGCUGCAAGUCAGCAACAGCAUUCUCAGCUCUCUUAAAAAUGAAGGACUUAAUUUAUCCACUACUAGUAACUAUCGGUCAAUUCGACCCAGGCCUACUGCCUCCAUUGGUGGGGUUCUAGUACAAAGUCUAGAGUCUAGAAGCCCGGAUCAACCCCCCGUGUCUAAAGUAGGUGGUGUUUUUGUAUCUGUUCUCAGCUCCUUUGCUCCACCUGUCAAAAGUCAAGACUCAACAAUUGGUGACAUGAGCUCUAAGUCUCCCACUCGUGCUCCAGCUGAGUCUAACCGUCAAAAUAAGAAAUCUAGUAAAACUGGGAACAAAGGUAGAGGUGGUAAGAAGAGUGGUGAUGGUCGCCGUAAAAAAGAGGGCGGUGCUUCGCGUGGAGGUGGUGAUGAUUGUGAGGGUGGGGAGGGGGCAGGCGAUGACAAGCAACCAAAGAGAAAGAGAAAGCAAACAAAUUCCAUAUCAGACAAGAAGAGAAAGCCGAGGAUGAAACUAUACUCUGUGAAGCUUAAAGACGGGUUCCUCCACCAUGUCACGUGGGGUGAGCAAAGGGUGGUAUUCAUGGUUCCUUUGCUGGACGGCCAAAUAAAAUCGACUGUUCUUGAGGAGGAGAGUCCUAACAGCUCCACCAAGGCGGCCGAGCCUCCUCCCAAGGUGAUUAAGAGCACCCCCCAGCCUGGCGCUGAACGCAAAACUCGUAGGAAAGCCAAACUCGAACCAAUGAUCGAACCAGAAAUUGAGGAGGAACUGGACCCAUUGUUGGAGUCUCCAUCAACGUCUUCUGCUCACAUAGUUACACCCUGCUUGUCAAUCUACGAGCUACGACACAAGCUUUUCAAAGACCUCCCUGCCAACACCAUCUACGCCUACACCUAUCGACACCAAAUUAAGACUGUCAAGCCCCCUAUGCACUGGCACCAGGUGCUCAGACGAAUGGGUGGUGUGGCGACAAACACUCAUACUUGCAGAAUACUCGAGUACAAGUAUGUACAACGCAUAGUGGAACACUACGGCACAGACUCCCCUAUCCCAGACUGUCUGGAGGACCUCUGUAGGAACAAGUUUCCAAAGGGUAGACGAGUAAUUGAUCUCAGCGAUGUUGACCCCAAUGAUCUCUUGGAAGGAGAGCACUUAGAAGCAAUUCCUUUGUGUACAACUGGUUCUCCAAAGAAGAAGAAAUCCCCUAAAGAUUCUCCCCUGGACAACGUUGAUGACUCUGUCGAUGACUCAAAGUCAUGUGAACAGUCACCUGAUCGGUCACAUGACGAAGCACAUAAAUCACAAGAUUAUCAUGUAUUUCAAGACCAACAAGAUUUCCCUCAAACCAAACUGGGCACCCCUCCUCGAUUCAGCAUUGACGGAAAAGGCCAGAAGCAGAAGUACUGUCCACAGUGUGGAACACAGCUUCUCAAGAAGUCCAAAAAGUGUUACAGUUGUGGGAAGAGAUUUGGUCUUUACUCAUUUGGUCGGAGGCUCUGCCCUUCUUGUGGACAUUGCAACCUCGCCAAAAUGACCGAUUGUCAUGAGUGUGGUCACAACUUGGCCGACGCCCCCACUGCUAUUCCUGAUGUGAGUGAGACUAUUUUACCCCCGGUUCGAUCACGCAAAAGACUAAGAGAUGGUUACUAUGGCUACGAGGGUGGAUCAGCACCAAAGAUUAAAAAAGAGCAUCAAUUCAGUGUGUCCUCCUCUGCCCCUUCUUCCCGUCUCCCCUCCACUGCCGAUAUCGAGUCCCUCGAUGACCUCCCAGGAGAAAUGAGCGGAGCAAACAAUCCUGUCAACAAAUCAGAUGACCCCACUACUCCUACCAGAAAUGCCACAUCCAAGUCGUUCAAGUUCUCUGGGUAUAAAUAUGGGCGUAUUCCGUGGGGAGAAGCAGACGUGACUUGUUUGGUAGAUGAGUCGGGGACACCUAGGUUUUGUCUCCCCGAGCUCUGCGGCAAGGUGUUACGAAAUCACUCCAAGUCUGAUGUGUUUGAGAUAGUAAAAGACCUCAACCUCCCUCUGACUCAGGGUGACUCAACACUCCUCAAGAGACUACAGGCUCUUGGACUGCACUCAAACAGGUCUCCCGUAUGUCGUCUUAUUGGCCCAGAUGAAGUAUGGACGUUAUUGGAUGCCCUACAGGAGCAGGUACCUGCUGAGGUCCACCAACACUUGGAGACAAUCACCCUCUCAUCCACACCACUCCUGUCCCCUGGAGCUCCGACCCACAGCCCUGCUCUUUUUCCGGCCAAGACAUCAAUACCUGAAGAUGACGAGCAUGGUUUUCAGUCCACAUUGCAUGAAGUUGAUUGCAGUGAUGGGCAGACAAUGGCUCUCCUGCGAUCGUGGCGGGGAGAGCAGUACGGCUCACUAACAGAGCUCUGGCGCAAGUACUUCCCUGAGGUGAAUAGAAGCCACCUUACUACUGUUCUCAGGAGGCUCAAGGUGGAUACCAUCAUGCCCACUGGACAACAAGCCACUCUACUCAGGAACGCCAACGUAAUCUCCCUCAGAGGUGCAGCCGGCAGACUGAUAGAGAUAGAGGACAUGCAGUUGUUGUUGGACGACCUCAGCAUACCUCUUCAGAUUGGCUCCUCCCCCAGCAGCAAGAAAGACAAGCCCCUCACUGCUGUUGCACCUCCCACCCAGCCAACGGUCCCUCCCCUGCUAAUACGUAGACAGAAGAACAACGCAUCGUACGGAGUAGGUCGCACUAGUCUUGCUGCCACUGCAGCUGCUCAGGGGAAGGCCCUAGCAACCAAAGAAGAUCUCCAGUAUGCUGAGUGCAUGCGAAACUUGCUCCAAGUGGUUGAGCUGAGUGACGUCAAGCUAUUGGUGGAGAAAGCACAUCAGCGGGCAGCUGCCUCCACCAGCACUAUCGACACUGACAACAGAGCUGCUUCUUUGGAGCUGGAUGAUGUUCAGCAGCGUAUCUCCUCUCACCGAGAGCUCUGUUCUGUUAUCACCGACGAGAUUGGCUUUCUCAACGUAAGUAACCAUGGAAUCAUGUCCGAGGUGGUUCGAUUAUCUCACACUGAGAAGAAUGUGCUGCAAGACCUCGAGAGACUGUGUAGUUCCCAUCACAUGGAUUUGAAAUUUGAUGAUUCUCACAAUUAAUUUCUAGAUGGUUCCCUUAUUUGUUAUAGUUCAAUUAUUGUUAUACUUAUUGUACAAUGUCAUGUAGAUACAUGUAUCAUUUCCUGUAUUAUUAUUAUAAUUACGCUUA